Molecule: messenger RNA, 1628 nt
Organism: Aureobasidium subglaciale EXF-2481
Lineage: Eukaryota; Fungi; Ascomycota; Dothideomycetes; Dothideales; Saccotheciaceae
Exons: 2
Coding region: 221-1504 (427 amino acids)
Biological process (GO): carbohydrate catabolic process
Molecular function (GO): L-rhamnonate dehydratase activity; magnesium ion binding
Source: RefSeq, a predicted model, not a curated record
GGCAAAGCCGAUGCCGCGACAUGUUUGCACCGGUAGUGCCACCAUUCGUAUGAGACGGUGACCAGACGACGUGCGGAGGGAAGUGUGCUCUGCCGCGGUCGGCAUAUAACCGUCGGUAUUCCCCCCAAAGACCUCAGGCUAAGUCUUGGAUUGUACCUUUCUCCUCUCCUGUUCCUCCCUGCUGUCAUUUUCUCGAGUUUGUUAGCUGUACACAUCCACAAUGGCCUCUGUCAACACGUUUCCUACCAUAAAGGCCGUCAAGACCUUCGUCAUCCAGGGCGUUGGUUCUGGCGGUGACUACCACAAUGUCAAGGGCGGUCACUGGCUGAUCGACUCCAAAAUUGCGACUCCCAUGUCUGGAUACGACAAGUACCGCAAGUCGAGAACGGACUUUGGCAUCAAUGUCCUUGGAUCUUUCUGUGUGGAGAUUGAGUCGACCGACGGCAAGAAGGGCUUCGCUACAGGCUUUGGCGGCCCUCCAGCAUGCUGGCUAGUUGCCGAACACUUCAACAGAUUCCUGAUUGGUGCUGACCCUCGCGACACGAACCUCCUCUUCGAUCAGAUGUACCGUGCCUCCAUGUUCUACGGACGCAAGGGCCUCCCACUCGCUGUCAUCUCCGUCAUCGAUCUGGCUGUCUGGGAUCUACUGGGCAAGAUCAGGAACGAACCCGUGUACAAGAUGAUUGGUGGUGCAACACGAGACAGACUCAACUUCUACUGCACAGGUCCCGCACCAUCUGCUGCUAAGAGAAUGGGUUUCUUCGGUGGCAAGGUCGCCCUCCCUUACAGCGCUGCCGAGGGCUUCGAGGGCAUGAGAAAGAAUAUCGAAUACUUGACCGAGAUGCGAGAGAGUGUCGGUCCUGACUUCCCGCUCAUGGUCGACUGCUGGAUGAGCUUGACUGUGCCCUACACCAUCGAGCUCGCCGAGAAGUGCAAGCACCUCAACAUCAACUGGUGGGAAGAGACUCUCUCUCCUGAUGACUUCGAUGGCCAUGCUCUUCUGAAGCGUGCUCAUCCCACUAUCAAGUUUACCACCGGCGAGCACGAGUACACACGAUACGGCUUCCGCAAGCUUAUCGAGGGCCGCCAUGUAGACAUCCUCCAGCCUGAUGUUAUGUGGCUGGGUGGUUUGACAGAACUGCUCAAGGUCUCCGCUCAGGCAGCUGCAUAUGAUAUCCCAGUCGUACCUCACGCAAGUGGACCUUACAGUUACCACUUCGUCGUUUCACAAACGAAUUCGCCUUUCCAAGAGUACCUCGCAAACUCUCCUGAUGGUCAAUCGGUUCUUCCUGUCUUCGGAAAUCUCUUCAUCAACGAGCCCAUCCCAGAAAAGGGCUACCUUGAGGUAUCCGUCUUGGAUAAGCCUGGUUUCGGUCUGGAGAUCAACCCCUCUGCUCCUCUCAUCGAUGCCACCAACAUUCUCAACCCUGCACCCUCAAGGUCAUUGGCAGAUCCCACGAUCCCUGAUGGUGUCCAGAACGAGAAGACGAAUGGUAGCGCAUGAGGCCCGAAGAAUUUCCAGUGAAAGAAUAUGUAGACGCUUGAGAAAGGACAUGAAUCGAAGCAUUUAAUUUUGGUGUUUUGCAUAAGUUAGCCAUACAAAUAUACAAAGUCAGGAAUCCCUUCAA